UGUUCUAGACUCCACCACCACCACCGUCUCGCCCCUGCCUGCCGUCUCGCCCCUGCCUGCCGUCUCGCCCCUGCCUGCCGUCUCACCCCUGCCGGCUACAGCCUCCCCUCUCACACUCCUCGCCUCCAUCUCGCACCGCAUGGGCCUCGCUCCCACCCCCCCUGCCCCCGCUGCCCCUGCUGUGGAGCAGCGUGGCGAGGGGAAGGGAGAGGGGGGGCACAAGGAGGCAGCGGAGGCAGCAGCAGGGGGGGCAGGCAAAGGGGUAUCAGCGGAGGCGAUUCAACGCCUGCUCUGGACUGACGGCGAGCCCACCGCCGUCCCUGCCUCUGCCGCUGCAGCCGCCCCUGAUACCGCUGCCGAACCUGCUGCAACUGCCGACCCUGCUGCUGCCGGUGCCGCAGCUGCGGCAUUGCCAGGGGACGCCACUUCCCCCAGCAGGGGCCAGGCGCUGGACGAGGUGAAGCGCAGCCUCGCCGCUUCCAUGGGCGCUGCUGGUGGGGGCGGAGAUCCCCGCACUGCUGCAGCGAGCGGUGCAAGCAGCGCACCUCAGGAGUCCACCCCCUUGGAUGCCAAGGCCCCUGGGGCGGAAGCACCCGGAGCAAGUGGCGGGGCAGCGGCUGCACCGCCUGCCUCGGCUGUGCGUGCAGCGCCGGCAUCGCUGCUGCAGUGGUCGUCCAGCGAUGUGCUGCACUGGCUGCGCUCCUCCGUGCCCUUCCGCUCCGCCCCCGCCUCCCACUAUGCCGCUGAUUUUGAGAAGGCGGGGGUGGAGGGGAUCACACUGGUGGGCAUGACACGUGGCCACCCUGCAUUGGCCAACAUGCGCCCUGCUGACCUGGUGGCGUUCGAGGUGGAGCGCCGGCGUGUCGUGGCGGCACAUGCAGCAGGCCAGGCUGCACCAGAGCUCGCCGCACGGCCCGCCACAGCAGUGGGGGUCACUGGGAUGGACUCGCAGCAGCUCAGGCCUGGACAGGCAGGGCAGCAGCAGCAGCAGCAGCAGCAGCAGGCGAAGCUGGUGCCGCCGCGGCAGUUCCGUGCUCUGCAUCUGGACGGCUUCUCCUCUGCCAGCUCGCGAGCCACAACUCCAGCCGACACACCCCACUCCACGGACUCUCGCAUACUCAACCCUGUCCCCGCCCGUCCUGCCACUGCUGCUGCCGGCAGCGGUGGUGUGGGGGGGCAGAAGAAGGGGGCAGUGAGCAGUGGCGGGGGCGGCGGGUGGCUGUUUGGGUGGAGCAGUGGCGCUACCAAGGACAGCCCCGCCAGUGCCGAGGCGGUGGAGGCAAGGGACGAGGUGGCAGCAGCGGAGGAGAGAGAGCAGACAGCCAAAGCCAAGCUGUCACAUCUGGAUGCCAUGCUCAAGCGAUCGCUGCUUGUCGAGUACCUUCACACACGCCAGCGGUGGGCGCCCAUGGGGGGCGAGGGGCCCCUGCCAGUGGACGACCCUGAAGCAGAGGAUGAGUGGCUGCCACACUUCGUUGCUCUCUCCGCCAAUGAGGUUUCCUGCUACCGCCAGGCCUCAGACCUGGACCCCGAGGUGAGCAUCCCGUUGGACAGUGUGGCGGCAGCAGGGACACUGGAGGCAGGGGGGGAGGCGGGGGAGGAGGCAGAGGACUGGCUGGUGUUCCACCUCACCACGGGGUACGGGCUGCGCCUCGAAUGUGCCACUCGCAGCCGCGUCAAGCUGCAAUUGUGGCUUGCAACCAUUCACGAGGCGGUGGAGAAUGUCGCCAUGAGGAAGCAAAGAGGAAGGCCUCGAUCCGCAGCUAGUGGAGGUCGCUGA
Closterium sp. NIES-65 is the source of this 1780-nucleotide messenger RNA. NCBI's taxonomy places the organism in Eukaryota, Viridiplantae, Streptophyta, Zygnematophyceae, Desmidiales, Closteriaceae. The record is from the annotation of a GenBank genome assembly.